Cynara cardunculus var. scolymus (artichoke) is the source of this 3656-nucleotide messenger RNA. RefSeq names its product protein ROOT HAIR DEFECTIVE 3-like. Gene Ontology annotation, molecular function: GTPase activity; GTP binding. Gene Ontology annotation, cellular component: endoplasmic reticulum. Gene Ontology annotation, biological process: endoplasmic reticulum membrane fusion. The record is from RefSeq and is a predicted model, not a curated record. The transcript has 23 exons. NCBI's taxonomy places the organism in Eukaryota, Viridiplantae, Streptophyta, Magnoliopsida, Asterales, Asteraceae. The coding region runs from base 713 to 3064 and encodes 783 amino acids.
CGCGAUUCAACAAAUUUCGAUGGGUAUGUUAUUCGAUUUCUUCAUAAUAAGUGUUCAAUUUAUGCUAUCUAAUGUAUUUGUUCUUUCGUUUGCACAUUUAAACCCUAAUGCAUCAAUAGUUGAUUCAAACAUUGUUCGUAUUUUUACAGUUGUGAACGGUAAUAAGCUUUAAAUACUAUCAACUGAAGUUCAAUUUCGAUCUUGUUUAGCUUUUUGGUGCUAUUAACUGUUUUUGCUGAGUAAUUAGGUACUGCUGCAAUUUGAUGUUGUUUUUGGUGCAAAUUCUGAAGUUCUGUAUGGUGAAAUUGUAAGAACUUAGGAUCUUUGAUGAGUUUAGUUGGGGUAGUUGAUUUAUUCUGGGAGACUUUGUUAUUGACUUGUUUCUUAUGUUGAAGAAAAUGGGAGUGUGAUUUUGAAGGAAAAUUUGGGUGGUGAAAUGGAUCUGGAAUAUGGAUGAAACAAAUAAGUGGCAUUGAACUUAAAUAAAUGUUCUUGUGAACUUGACUUGUGUCUCCUUGAAAACAGAAACAGGAAUGGAUCAUCAUAAAGUAAGAUUAAAAUUCUAUCAAGAACAUAUUCUCCCUUCUCUCCUCAAAGGCUCGUUUGGAGAUUAAUCCGAGACAAAGAAGCUGGUUGCUGCUCCACCCACCUCAUAGAAGGAGAUGGCACUUUCAAUGGGGAAGGACUUGAUAGUUUUAUCAAGCAAGUAAAAAUGGCUGAAUGUGGGCUUUCUUAUGCUGUUGUUUCAAUCAUGGGACCUCAAAGCAGCGGGAAGAGCACACUUCUGAAUCAUCUUUUUAACACAAACUUUAAGGAAAUGGAUGCUUAUAGGGGAAGGUCUCAAACCACCAAAGGCAUUUGGAUGGCAAGAUGUGUUGGUAUUGAACCUUGCACCAUAGUAAUGGAUCUUGAGGGUACUGAUGGAAGAGAGCGAGGAGAGGAUGAUACUGCAUUUGAAAAGCAGAGCGCACUUUUUGCACUUGCUGUUUCAGAUAUAGUUCUUAUAAACAUGUGGUGUCAUGAUAUUGGACGUGAGCAGGCUGCAAACAAACCUCUUUUGAAAACCGUAUUCCAGGUUAUGUUGCGACUGUUUAGUCCACGUAAAACAACGUUGAUGUUCGUUAUACGAGAUAAAACAAGGACACCUCUUGAAAAUCUAGAGCCUGUUUUGAGGGAAGAUGUCCAGAAGAUAUGGGAUUCUGUUCCCAAGCCAGAAGCCCACAAACAGACUCCACUGAGUGAAUUUUUUAAUGUAGAAGUUGUUGCCCUUCCUAGUUUCGAAGAGAAAGAAGAACAAUUUAAGGAGCAGGUGGCUAGUUUGAGGCAAAGGUUCUUCCAUUCUAUUGCACCUAAUGGCCUAGCAGGAGAUAGGAGGGGGGUGGUUCCUGCUUCGGGUUUCUCAUUUAGUGCCCAACAGAUUUGGGAAGUUAUUAAAGAGAACAAGGACCUUGAUUUGCCUGCUCACAAGGUGAUGGUGGCAACCGUAAGAUGUGAAGAAAUUGCAAAUGAGAAGUACUCUUUCUUUGUAACAAAUGAGGACUGGUGUGACUUGGAAGAUGCUGUACAAUCUCAUAUUGUGCCAGGCUUUGGCCGGAAGAUUAGUUCAAUGCUUGAUGCUUGUUUAUCCAGUUAUGAUGAAGAGGCUACAUACUUUGAAGAUAGUGUUAGAUCUGCCAAGCGAAGGCAGUUGGAAGAGAAGUUGAUUCAACUUGUUCAACCGACCUACCAAUUGAUGCUGGAACACAUACAAUCAGAGACACUAGAUAAAUUCAAAAAAGCACUUCAUGAUGCUUUGAGUGGAGGACAAGGGUUUGCAAUUGCUGCUUGUGAUUGCACGACAUCAUUCAUGAAGCUCUUUGAUGAACAAUGCAAAGAUGCAACUAUCAAACAGGCUGAUUGGGAUUUGACUAAAAUAAGGGAUAAGUUUUCACGUGAUAUAGACUCACAUAUUGCUGAAGUUCAAACUGCCAAGCUAUCCGAACUUAAUGCAUUAUAUGAGUCCAAAUUGAAAGAGGCAUUGUAUGGACCUGUGGCGGCCCUUCUAGAAGGAGGUGGCGAUGAUACUUGGUCUGCAAUACGGAAACUUCUUCAUCAUGAGAUUAAAAUUGCCGUCUCUGAGUUUUCUGUUGCACUUUCUGGUUUUGAAAUGGAUGAACAAGCCAAGGAAGAGAUGGUUUCAAAGUUGGAAAAUUAUGCUAGAGAAAUAAUUGAAGGGAAAACAAAGGAAGAAGCAGGAAAAGUUCUAUACCGCAUGAAAGAGAGAUUUACGUUGCUAUUCAACCAUGAUAGUGAUUCAAUGCCACGAAUCUGGACCGGAAAGGAAGAUAUACGAACAAUUACCAAAACAGCUCGGUCUUCUUCUUUAAAGUUGCUUUCCGUAUUGGCCGCAAUUCGUUUGGAUGUAGACGCUGAUAAGAUUGGAAACACGUUAGUCCUUGCAUUGGUAGAACAGAAGAAAGACAAGAGUACCUCCUUUCAGGAUCCAUUGGCCUCAAGCACAUGGGAAGAGGUUCCAGCAACGAAAACACUCAUCACUCCCGUUCAGUGUAAAUCGUUGUGGAGUCAAUUUCAAAGAGAGACGGAGUAUACUAUUACUCAAGCCAUUGCUUCCCAGGAAGCUAAUAAGCGUAAUAACAACUGGUUACCACCUCCAUGGGCUAUGGCUGCGUUGGUGAUCCUUGGAUUCAACGAAUUCAUGACUCUUUUGAGGAAUCCUUUGUGGCUGCUCGUUAUAUUCGUAGGUUAUCUGCUUAGCAAAGCUUUGUGGGUUCAACUCGACAUAUCUGGUGAAUUUCGCAAUGGCAUGCUUCCCGGAAUCCUCUCCUUAUCUACCAAGGUUAUUCCGACCGUCACAAACCUUCUCAGAAAACUGGCCGAGGAGGGCCAAAAGCCCGUGAUCACCGAUUCCCAAAGAAAUCCCUCAAAUCACCCACAAGUUUUAGGGACUUUUCAAGGUGUAGCAGCAGGAGAUACCAACGGCCUUUCAUCCACCGCCUCAUCUGAUGUAACCAUGGAAAACGAAACCGAGUUCACUAGCCCUUCCAGGCGCUUCAAAGAUCUGUAGCUUCGUGAAGUAAGCAUAUCCAUUUAUAUCUUGUUUAUUUUGCAAAUAUCGAUUUUUAAAGGGAUAAAAUCUUUAUUAGGUGUCACAUUGUCUGGCCCUUGCCUCUGUUCUCGUUUGAUAGGGUAACGCCUUCCUACAUCUUCCCUGCCCCCGCCCCCGGGGGCGACCCUACUUUCGUGCCAUAUAUACUGGGUUUGUCUUUAAUGUGUGGCGCUCUCACGUUGGUAGAUAUAGCCCGUAACUAAACCUCUCGUUAUUCGCUUAUUUCAAUGCUCACAGCCUUCUCAGAAAACCCGACAUACCCUACUUAUGCCAAAGAAACACUCCGAAUCCGUUGCUAGAAUCGAGCACGAACCACGGGAUCGAUACUUGUUUGGUAUAAUACCAUCAUUUGGGGUUUUGAUUUGUUUGAUCAUGAAACAUUCUUUUUGGGCCUGUUACUUGUUGAGUUUUUUGUUUGUAUAUUUUGAGGGUAUGAUUGAAAAAAAGAGACAUUUUAUAUAAUUUUCGAUUGCGCUGUGUCUGUAUUUUAAUAAGCUAUAUUUGAUUCAUAUAAUACGAAAUACGGGUAAUAAAACGAUUGUUGCAUUUC